CCCAUGACCAUCGGUCCAUCACAACAAAAACCCACCCAAAAAAAAAAAGAGAGAGAGAAAACCGCGGGAAAAUGUCUGCAGCGACGGCUGUGGUGAAGGGAUUGGUGCUGUCCCGGCCAGUGACUUUUGUCACCGGCAACGCCAAGAAGCUCGAGGAAGUUCGUGCUAUUCUGGGCAACUCGAUUCCCUUUCAAUCGCUCAAACUUGACUUGCCGGAGCUACAAGGUGAGCCGGAGGAUAUCUCCAAGGAAAAGGCUAAGAUUGCUGCCAAAGAGGUGAAUGGACCGGUGCUGGUGGAAGAUACUUGCCUCUGUUUCAAUGCCCUCAAGGGUCUGCCAGGGCCUUAUAUCAAGUGGUUUUUGCAGAAGAUUGGGCAUGAAGGUCUGAACAACUUACUGAUGGCAUAUGAAGAUAAAUCAGCCUAUGCUCUUUGUAUAUUUUCUCUUGCUCUUGGGCCAAAUAUGGAGCCAAUAACUUUUCUAGGAAAAACUGCGGGCAAAAUUGUUCCUGCCAAAGGACCCAAUGACUUUGGAUGGGAUCCCGUCUUUCAACCUGAUGGAUAUAAUGAGACGUAUGCUGAGAUGCCGAAGGAAGAAAAGAACAAGAUCUCCCACCGCUCCAAAGCUCUUUCCCUGGUGAAAUCCCAUUUUGCUGAGGCUGGAUAUACAUUUCAAACUGACACGACAAUCGCAGAAUUAGAUCACGGAAAUCCGAUUUAGUGCUGUCAGCUAAAUCUGUAUCUUUCACUCAUCAUACUGCACACACUGGAGUUGACUUGUAAAAGGAGAUUAUACGACUAAAGUUUCUAAAAAACAACGUGAACUAUCCAAAACUUUGCUAGAUACACUGCUUUUGGUUGUUCCAUCUAGCUGAUAGUUCACAGGACGGACAAACUGCAUUAUUCGGUUUGGAUAGAAUUUCUGCUCUCAUUAACUUUUGUAGCUGAAAUACAAUGUACUGUUUAACUUGAGAAUGGCUGUUCAUAUGGUGUUAAUGUUAGUUUCUUGACGGAUCA
Coffea arabica (coffee) is the source of this 1015-nucleotide messenger RNA. Its product is annotated as inosine triphosphate pyrophosphatase. Gene Ontology annotation, cellular component: cytoplasm. NCBI's taxonomy places the organism in Eukaryota, Viridiplantae, Streptophyta, Magnoliopsida, Gentianales, Rubiaceae. Gene Ontology annotation, biological process: nucleoside triphosphate catabolic process. Gene Ontology annotation, molecular function: nucleoside triphosphate diphosphatase activity. The record is from RefSeq and is a predicted model, not a curated record.